This is a messenger RNA of Fusarium verticillioides 7600, 1254 nucleotides long. RefSeq lists its product as hypothetical. The transcript is spliced from 6 exons. The record is from RefSeq and is a predicted model, not a curated record. NCBI's taxonomy places the organism in Eukaryota, Fungi, Ascomycota, Sordariomycetes, Hypocreales, Nectriaceae. Gene Ontology annotation, molecular function: monooxygenase activity; FAD binding. Bases 1 to 1254 code for a protein of 417 amino acids.
AUGCCUCUCAAAGUUAUAAUUGCUGGUGCAGGCUUGGGUGGCCUGGGCGCCGCUAUCGCCAUGGCCCGCGCUGGCCAUCAUGUAGAGAUUUUUGAACAAUCAAGAUUCCUUAACGAGAUCGGUGCUGCAAUUCACAUUGCCCCCAACGCUACCAGGGUACUCAAGUCCUGGGACAUCGACUUUACCGAGCUACAAGCCGUCUUAUGCAACGCCAUCAAGAUCUACGAUCAUAAAGGGAAGCCCAUACUCGUCACUGCGAAACUCGAAGAACUUCAGAAAAGUAUUGGCAACAAGGAUGAAUGGCUCUUGACUCACCGCGUUGACCUGCACAACACUCUUCGCAAGGCAGCCAUGGAAAAGACAUUCGCGGGAACAAUAGAGAUUCGCACUGCAAGCAAGGUGGUUCAUGCGGAUGCAGAGAAAGGCGAAAUUACUUUGGCGAGCGGAAUCAAACACAGAGGUGAUUUACUAAUCGGAGCAGAUGGUGUCCAUUCCAAGGUCGUUUGCUCCGUCGCAGGAGGCCCGCCUGUGCGUGUCAGUACAAAACAAAACGUAUUCCGGUUCCUGGUACCUAUCGACAAGCUCAUGGCGAACCCCAUAACCGGGCCCUUUUUCGACAAGCUUGGUUUCGACUGUCAACACGUCUUCACCACUCGAGAUCGCAGAAUGGUGGUCUACCCAUGCCGGAAUGCCAAGUUGCUCAACAUCGUCGCCAUGCACCCAGCUGAAGAUGCUGGUUUCGACUCAGAGUCUUCGUGGCUUGCAGGCGGGAAAAUAGAGGAUUUGCUUGAAGUCUACAGGGAAUUUGGACCUGAGCUUAUUGAGAUGUGUAGGAUUGGCGAGGACUUGAAACUGUGGAGUCUGGCUACGAGAGACCCCCCUACCCAGUUCUACAAGGGCAGAACUGUGCUGCUUGGCGACGCAGCGCAUCCCAUGCUCCCACGCAAUAUUAUAGAUCAAGGACAAGGCGGAGCGCAAUCCUUUGAAGAUGCCGCAGCUCUCGGGAUCUUGUUCCCCGCCAACACGACCGUGGACGAUGUACCUCGUCGACUGGAACUUUACAACAAGCUACGCUAUCCACGAUCUGUCACUGUGAUGUUUAUGUCAAAGAUUAACGACGAGAGGCGAGGCGAGAUGAUGGAUGAUCUUCGCAAAUUUGUCCCUGAUGCGGAACUCCCUCCCAACAUUUUCCCCUACCUGUGGAAUAACUUUGUCCUUGACGAUGCGAAAGAGGCUCUUGCGGCAGCAGCUUGA